ACAGCCCCCACAUGCCCUGGCUCCGGCGGGACCCGCUGCUGAUUUUGUGGCAUUAAACCUGCAGGUCUCAGAACAUCAUACAACAUCUACACAUCAGGACAAUGAAUGUGUCCAACAACUGCAGUUUCAUAAAUCUAGAACUGUAUCACCAUGUUCGUCUUAUUGAAUUUGCUCUGUACAACCUCAUUUUCUUUUUUGGAGCACUAUUUAAUGCCCUUGCCCUGUGGGUGUUCUUCUGCAAGAUAAAGAAGUGGACAGAAACCAGGGUGUAUAUAAUCAAUUUAGUCUUUGCAGAUUGCUUCGUCAUCUGCACCUUGCCUUCCAUGGCUUAUUUGCUCUGGAAUAAGUCAACCCGAGAUGAACUCUGCCAGUUUAUAGAGGCAAUGUAUCUUAUCAACAUGGUAGUGAGCAUCUACAUCAUUUCAUUUAUCUCCAUCGAUCGAUACAUUGCCAUAAAGCACCCCUUGAAAGCCAGAACCUUCAGGUCUCCAUCAAAGGCUGCCUUUCUCUGUGGGCUUCUGUGGGUCUCCGUGAUAAUCGGUGCCACCUUACAACUUUGGCAGAGACACGCUGCUCUCUGCUUUCAGAAGGAUACCACCAUGCCCCCUACUCUGAGUCUGCUUUCCAUUUUCUUCAUUUUUACUCUUCCAUUAGCAAUCUUGACUUUUUGCUCCACAGAAGUAAUCAGGAACCUUAAGAGACGUCUGAACACAAAUUCACCAGAGAAGAAAUUAAUCCAGAAAGCUGUUCACAUUAUUUAUGCAAAUCUGAUUGUAUUUCUAAUAUGUUUUCUGCCAGCCCACCUUGCCGUACUUGCCAGGUUCAUAAUGGAGAGCAUCGGAGCUACCUGUUUCCUACUCCAGGUUCUGAAGAACUUCUCCUCUGUGACAAGGUGUAUUGCCACGUCCAACUGCUGCCUGGACAGCAUCUGCUACUACUUUGUGACCAAGGAGUUCCAUGAAGCCCUUCUACUGCCCAAACCCAGCACUGAAAAAACAGAUCAAAUCCACCCCUUGCAGACACACACUUGCUAA
This is a messenger RNA of Gymnogyps californianus (California condor), 1034 nucleotides long. RefSeq names its product G-protein coupled receptor 35-like. The record is from RefSeq and is a predicted model, not a curated record. NCBI's taxonomy places the organism in Eukaryota, Metazoa, Chordata, Aves, Accipitriformes, Cathartidae. Gene Ontology annotation, cellular component: membrane. The transcript is spliced from 2 exons. Gene Ontology annotation, molecular function: chemokine receptor activity. Gene Ontology annotation, biological process: positive regulation of Rho protein signal transduction; phospholipase C-activating G protein-coupled receptor signaling pathway; chemokine-mediated signaling pathway. Bases 102 to 1034 code for a protein of 310 amino acids.